GAAGAGGCAAUAAAAAAUGUGAAAUCUGGAGAUAGAAUAUUUAUUCAAGGAGCGGCAUCUACUCCUAAUACUCUAAUAAACGCAUUAGUCGCAAAUGCAGAAAACUUAAAAGAUGUAGAAAUCUGUCACCUUCAUACUAUCGGGGAGGCAAAAUAUUCUCUACCUGAAUAUGAAAAUAGUUUUAUGGUUAAUAAUUUUUUUAUCGGGGGUAAUGUUCGAAAAACGGUUGGUAAAACUCGAAAUCAAUAUAUUCCGAUAUUUUUAAGUGAAAUACCUCUUUUAUUUAAAAAGAAUUAUUUACCAUUAGAUGUAGUAUUUAUUCACGUAAGCCCUCCCGAUAAGCAUGGGUUUUGCUCUUUAGGUUUAUCUGUGGAUGCAACCGUUUCUGCAUUAAAAACCGCAAAAUUAAGAAUAGCACAAGUAAACCCAUACAUGCCGAGGUCUCAUGGAGAUGGUAUAAUUCAUAAAUCAAAGAUAGAUUUUGCUGUUCAUAGUGCGGACGCUAUUCCGGAAGAAUCACCAGCCCCCAUAUCAGAAGAAGAAAAAAAAAUUGGAGAAUAUAUAGCGGGAAUUAUUGAUGACGGAGCAUGUAUUCAGAUGGGUAUUGGAGGUAUUCCAAACGCAGUAUUGAGUUGUUUAGGAAAUCAUAAAAAUUUAGGAAUUCAUACAGAAAUGUUUUCAGAUGGCGUAAUUCCAUUAGUUGAAAGUGGAGUUAUAAACGGAUUAAACAAAAAAUCACAUCCUGGGAAAAUAGUUUCGACUUUUGCAACUGGCUCUAAAAAAUUAUAUGACUUUAUAGAUGAUAACCCUAUGGUGGCUAUGUUAGAUGUAUCAUACACUAAUGAUACAGCCGUAAUCAGAAAAAACCCAAGAGUAACUGCAAUAAAUUCGGCUAUUGAAAUAGAUUUAACGGGGCAGGUUUGUGCUGAUAGUAUUGGCUCAAUAAUGUAUUCUGGUAUUGGAGGUCAAAUGGAUUUUAUAAGAGGGGCUUCUCUUUCAAAAGAAGGAAAACCUAUUAUUGCUAUGACAUCAACUUCUAAGAAAGGGGUAAAUAAAAUAGUUCCUUUCUUAAAACAAGGUGCUGGAGUAGUUUCUACAAGAGGGCAUAUGCAUUAUAUAGCUACAGAAUACGGAAUUGUUGAUUUAUACGGAAAAAAUUUAAGCCAAAGAGCAAAAGCUCUUAUUUCAAUUGCUCAUCCAAAUUUUAGAGAAGAUUUAGAAAUAAAAGCAAAAGAAAUUUUUGGAAAAAAAUGGCGUGGUUUAUUGCAUCAAAUGGUUCCACACACAGAUGAUUUAUUAAAUAAAGAAUCAAAUACUGCAUAUAUAGGAUUUGACCCUACUGCUGAUUCCCUGCAUAUUGGGAGUUUAGUACCAAUUAUUUUAUUAAAACAUCUUCAAAAAUAUGGUCAUCAACCUAUAGCAUUAAUCGGAGGAGCAACAGGAAUGAUAGGCGACCCCUCUGGUAAAAGUAAUGAAAGAAAUUUAUUAGAUGAAACUCAACUAAAUCGUAACUCGCAAGGAAUUAAAGCACAAUUACAUAAAUUACUUCACUCUGAAAUAAAUGAUUCCAAUAAAAUUAUUAUUGUAGAUAAUUACAAAUGGAUGAAAGAUUUUUCUUUUAUAGAAUUUGCAAGAGAUAUCGGAAAGCAUAUAACGGUAAAUUAUAUGAUGGCAAAAGAUUCGGUUAAAAGCAGAAUAUCUGGUGAGGAUUCUGAAGGAAUGUCUUUUACAGAAUUUACUUAUCAACUGUUGCAAGCAUAUGAUUUUUUAUUCCUUUAUCAAACAUUCGGUUGUAAAAUACAAUUAGGUGGCUCAGAUCAAUGGGGAAAUAUAACUACAGGAAUAGAAUUGAUUAGAAGGAAAGCAGGAGGCGAAGCAUUUGCAAUUACUUGCCCUCUUACUACUAAGCAUGACGGUUCAAAAUUUGGGAAAAGCGAAGUAGGAGAAAAUAUUUGGCUCGAUCUUGACAAAACUUCUGCUUUUAAAUUCUAUCAAUUUUGGAUUAACACUACGGAUGUAGAUGCAGAAAAAUUUAUUAAAAUCUAUACUUUUUUAGAAAAAGAAUAUAUAAAUAAUUUAAUAGAAGAGCAUAAAAAAUCUCCUCAUUUAAGAUUAUUACAAAAAAAAUUAGCUGAAGAGGUAACUAUGUGGGUACACGGUGAAGAAGAAUUAAAUUCUGCAAUUCUAUCAACUGAUAUUCUAUUUGGAAAUAGGAAUGUUGAUGAUUUAAAAAUAAUUGAUAUUAAAUCUUUUAGAGGGGUUCCUCAAAAAGUAAUUUACAAAGAAGAUAUUUCUAAU
This is a messenger RNA of Darwinula stevensoni, 2298 nucleotides long. The record is from the annotation of a GenBank genome assembly. NCBI's taxonomy places the organism in Eukaryota, Metazoa, Arthropoda, Ostracoda, Podocopida, Darwinulidae.